AGAAGGAUCACUCUAUAUUCUGACUCCAAGCUGCAUGGAGAGUCUGCAUACCGCUGAAUGAGGUGUGUGUCUUGGCUCAUGGAAAAGAUGGGGGGCUCUUCUGUUCUGUGGCUGGCCUUGGCUUCCUGCAUUCUGGCCUCAGCACCCACGCAGCAGGAAGGUUCCAGAAACUGGGCGGAGGCCAGCUCCUAUGGGUUGGACAUGGACUGUGGAGCCCCCGGCACCCCAGAGGCCCACCUCUGCUUUGACCCCUGCCAGAAUUACACCGUCCUGGACGAACCCUUCCGAAGCAUAGAGAACGCAGGAGAAACCAUAAGCUGUGACAAUACGCUGUUCGGCUGGUACCGCUUUGUGGGAGAAGGAGGAGACAGAAUGCCCGAGACCUGCAUCCCACCGUUCCGAUGCCAGGCGGCCUCUCCCAUGUGGCUCAAUGGGACCCACCCCUCCGUCGGGGAGGGCAUCGUCAACCGCACAGUUUGUGCCCACUGGAGUGGCAACUGCUGCUUAUGGAAGAGCCAGGUGCAGGUGAAGUCCUGCCCGGGCCAGUACUAUGUGUACCACCUGCAUGGCACCCCAGAAUGCGAUCUGAAGUACUGCACAGAGUCCGUCAAUGUGUCAGUCAACUGUGACAAGACCUGUCGCCCAGAGGAGGAGUGUAAACUCUCUGGGGGUGUCUGGGACUGUUUCUGCAGACAGAACCUGGACAACUUUGAUGUGAAAGAUUUGCAGCCUCAGCUGGACUGCGGGGCCAAGGAGAUCAAGGUGUCAGUGGACAAGUGUCAUCUGAAAGCCUUGGGCUUUGGGGAUGAUGUCUUUGCCUUCCUGAAUGACCGGAACUGCAACAGCGUCAUGCAAAGAGAGGAAAGGAACUGGAUUUCGGUGACCAGUCCUACCCAGGGGGCUACCUGUGGGAGUACUCUGGAGAAAAAUGCAACUCAUGCCAUCUACAAAAACACCCUCUCUUUGGGCAAUGAUAUCAUCACCAGAGACACCAUCCUCAACAUCGACUUCCAGUGUGCCUACCCACUGGACAUGGAUCUCAGCCUCCAGAUGGCCCUGAAGCCCAUUGUAAGCUCUCUGAAUAUCAGCAUGGACGGGAGGGGUGAGUUCGUCGUCAGAAUGGCCCUCUUCCAGGAUUUGAACUACACGUCUCCCUUCCAAGGCACAGAGGCUGUGUUGUCUGUAGAAUCCAUGCUCUAUGUGGGCGCCAUCUUGGAGAAAGGGGACACAUCCCACUUCAAUCUGCUGUUGCAGAAUUGCUAUGCCACUCCCACGAACAACAAGAAUGACCCUUUGAAAUAUUUCAUCAUCAAAAACGGCUGUCCAAAUCGAGUCGAUUCCACAAUCUCCGUAACGAAGAAUGGGAUAUCUUCAGAAAGCCAGUUCUCAGUUCAGAUGUUCAUGUUUGUUGGAAAUUAUGACCUGGUAUUCCUGCACUGUGAGAUUCAGCUCUGUGAUUCUGAUAAUCAGCAGUGCCAGCCAUCUUGCUCAAGAAAUGAACUCCGCAAUGAAAUCACGUCCAUCAACCCAGACCAGGUUCUAGAUUUGGGACCUAUCACUCGGAAAGGUGGCCCCUCUCUCGGUCUCGUGAGUGGCAGCUCGGACAUUGCAGGGACUCUGGCGACCUGGCCCAUGCUGCUCCUGCCUGCCCUUCUGGCAAGGCUGUUCUGAGACGUCCCUGAGCAUCGGCCUUGACACUUGAGUUCUUCCUCUGGCCGUGGCUUCCCGUCACCCCCUGGCUCUGCUGGUUCCUUGAGAUCACAGUGCUAGUGUGACCCCAGGCCAGGCGAGGCUUGAGGAAAGGGAUGAGCUUCCCUGGCUUAACUCUCUCUAUGCCUCUGUCUUCUCUUUAUUUUCCCCUUGUGUCAGGACCCCACUGCCUGUCUUGGGCUGACUUCCUCAUUCACUAG
Messenger RNA from Condylura cristata (star-nosed mole), 1910 nucleotides. RefSeq names its product glycoprotein 2 (zymogen granule membrane) (gene GP2). Gene Ontology annotation, cellular component: cell surface; apical plasma membrane. The transcript is spliced from 11 exons. The record is from RefSeq and is a predicted model, not a curated record. Gene Ontology annotation, biological process: neutrophil migration. The coding region runs from base 58 to 1671 and encodes 537 amino acids. Lineage: Eukaryota; Metazoa; Chordata; Mammalia; Eulipotyphla; Talpidae.